UGCUUCUCGAAGCGCUCUGUCCGACGGGAAGGCCCCUCUGAAGAGACGCUGAGGUCAGCGAGCGCUGCUCAGGGGUGAUCGAGACACAGUGCACCGCCAGCAGGAUCAGCCAGGGGCCGAGAGGAGAUUGCGGCGGGAGCAGCGCCGAGCGUCGUCCGUGCUUCGGGCCGGAGAAAGGGCCGAGCGCGGCGGGCGUAUCUGGCUGGGGCUAGCGGCGAGUCAGCCGCUCAGGUCGUCUGUGGCCGCGCAGUCUUCUUUCCAACCACCACAGCCUCAACAUCCCAAGCACGAUGAGCAAGGCCGACUAUGCCGCGCGGCUCUGCACCACGCGCACCGACUACGAGGCGGCGCUGGAGCUGCGCAUGCAGGUCUUCCACCACGAGCAGGGCUACGAGGCCGAGAUUGAGAUCGACGAGAAGGAUCCCAUCUCUGCGCACUUCAUCCUCUGCCACAAGGACGACCCCGCAACGGCAGUCGGCGUCAUUCGGCUGGUGCCAUAUCCGUACCCGGACGUCGCAGAGGCAGCAGAGUGCUUCCCAGACGGCGCCAUCUCGACGGCGACGGAGCUGGCAGCUGCCUUCCGCCUGGCAGCACGCACGCACCCAGAGAAGGGAGGCGCGAAGAUUGGGCGUGUAGCCGUGCGCAAGGAGGCGCGAGGGAAGCAACUCGGCUCGCUGCUGCUGGCGGAGGCAGAACGCUGGAUCCAAGAGGCCCUCGUGGCAGAUGUCGUGCCGCUCAAGGCUGCUACGCUCUGCCUCAGUAGCCAGGUCAUUGCUAAGGGCUUCUACGACAGUGCCGGCUACUCGCCAGUGGGCGAAGAGUAUCUCGAGGAGGGCCAGCCGCAUCUGUGGUAUCAAAAACGCAUCGAGCUCUAGAAUGUCAUUGCAUGCAAGCCUCUCCAAGCUCAGAAGCUGUGUUGGGCGGCACAGAUGCGUCAGUCGAGGGGCGGAGCGCACUCUGCACGCGGCGCAACUCACGAGUGCUCCGUCGAGUCGCCGCCCAUGGCCGAGGUCGCCGAGCUGCCAGACGAGACGAUCUGGAG
Messenger RNA from Tilletiopsis washingtonensis, 1042 nucleotides. Its product is annotated as acyl-CoA N-acyltransferase. The transcript has 4 exons. The record is from RefSeq and is a predicted model, not a curated record. Gene Ontology annotation, molecular function: acyltransferase activity, transferring groups other than amino-acyl groups. NCBI's taxonomy places the organism in Eukaryota, Fungi, Basidiomycota, Exobasidiomycetes, Entylomatales. Bases 291 to 875 code for a protein of 194 amino acids.